AUGGGAUCGGUUCAGAAUGGGGGGGACAUUCCCUUGACGUCGACUUCUACGCUAGACGCGGUGCGGGUUGUACUUGAGCAGUGCAGAUUGGAGAUGACCAUGGGAAAACCGGGGUUCGACCCUCAAGUCUUCUCGAGAGAACAGAAGUGGCUCAUGCUCAAAGGCGAAGAAGCUCUUUCGACGCUACAGGAGGUUGUGCGCAAUCCUGCGAUGCGUUUUGACGAUUAUGAGCACAAAAAUACACCGCUGUUCUCAUUCAGUGUCAUCUAUGUAGUCAGCGGUAUAAGCCUUCCCCCUCAACCGCCCGAAGACAACUAA
Molecule: messenger RNA, 318 nt
Organism: Penicillium cataractarum
Lineage: Eukaryota; Fungi; Ascomycota; Eurotiomycetes; Eurotiales; Aspergillaceae
Exons: 1
Coding region: 1-318 (105 amino acids)
Source: RefSeq, a predicted model, not a curated record